AACCGAAACGUCAUGAGCAGUGGAGCUUAACGAAAGUUAUAAUAAAUUAUUUUUAUACUUUUGAGAUUGCUAUGGCUGAAGAAAUAAAUAUAAGAAAAGUCUAAAAUGAACAGCACAGAAUACAAAAACUACCAUGAAUCCUUCAUGCAAAACAACCAUGGUUCAACAGCUGUGCAUACUUUUACAUGUGUAUUUUUUACAGUGCAGUGCGCUUUAUUUUGUGCAAUUAAACAACAAAAUCCUAGAUCAAUUCAAUAUGUAAGUGAAUAUUUGAUAAUUGUACUUCCUACAAUAACAGCACAUACAAUUUUUUCCAGUUAUAUUUACGAACUAAACUUAUGUGUAUCUAUAUUGUUAUUGUAUGAAAUACUGAAGAAAAUCUCUUAUACAGAGGUCCAAGAUGCUUUUAAAAGUAAAAACGUCUUUCCAAAUGACAAAGUGCAGUCGAUAACAUGUUUGAGAGGCCUAACAUAUCUAAUAACUGUAAUAUGUAUUUUGGCUGUAGAUUUUAAAGAUUUCCCGCGUUACUUGGCGAAAACUGAAAGAUAUGGUUAUAGUUUAAUGGACACAGGAGUCGGACUAUUCGUGUUGAUAAGUGGGCUUGUACAUAAAGAUUUUAAUAAAAACAAUUAUGCAUCUGUUCUAAAGAGUAAUGCAAAAUUUGUUUCCAUACUUUUGAUUCUCGGUCUGACAAGAUAUUUGUCUGUAAAACAGUUGGACUACCAAAAUCAUGUGACAGAGUAUGGGGUGCAUUGGAAUUUCUUUUACACACUUGCAGUUUGUAAGUUCCUCUCAUCUCUGCUCUUGUUUUUCUCUUCACAUUCUUUUUUAUUGAGUAUUAUAGUAAUAAGUAUUCAUGAGUUUUUACUAUACAAUGGUUUAGAAGCUUGGGUGUUUAGUGAUACACCAAGAACUGAUUUGAUAGAUGCAAAUAAAGAGGGUAUCACAUCAAGCCUUGGCUAUGUUGCAUUAUACCUAUUUGCAGUUAAAAUAAAACAUUUAUUGAUCAAUAAAUCUGUCAAUAGAUAUUAUGUAUUCCAAAAACUGAUUAUAACUUCAGUUUUACUAAUUGUUUGUUCGUAUAUUAUUAAUUUAUAUAGGCCUGCUUCGAGGACCCUUGCCAAUACAAGCUACUGCAUAUACUUGUCAGCUAUAACAGUUAUAGUUUUAUCUGUAAUGUAUUUCUUAGGAGUAUCAUUUGGUAGUACUAACACAGGUUUCAAUGUCCCUUUAAUAUUAAUUGCCAUUAAUAAUAAUGGAUUACUCUUCUUUUUAAUCGCCAACGUAACCACCGGAUUAAUAAAUAUGUCAGUAAGAACAUUAUUUGUACCCACUAUUGCAACAUUUAUAAUAUUAAAUCUUUAUAUGAUGCUAACUAUAAGUAUUGCUGUACAUGCAAAUAAGAAAGGAAUAAAAUUAUAAAUAAAAUAUUUGUGAUAAGAAAAUAGUUUUAUUGUUUGUAAUAAAUUAUUCCUUACAGUUAAAGUAUUACAUGUAUUUAUUGUUCAUAGCCACUUUUAAUAAAAAAUCUAGACUUAUAUUAUUUUACUUAAAAGUGAUGUAGAAAUUAUAUUAAAUACAGAAUACUUAUUAUAAAAAUACAAUAUUUGGCAUAAUUUUCAUAUGACAGUAAUUUCAUGCAAAAUAUUACAUUUGUAAUAUAUAUUGGUAUACAGACUAGUCAAUUCAUUUGCACUUUAGUAUAAAUAAUAACUAAGGAGUAUAAGAUUAUACACUCUGGUCUCUGUAAAAUAGUCACUGCCUACCCAUUUUAUAAUAUGAGCAGUCCCAGUAAAAACAGGAAAUGUUUACUGUAUAAAACUCUUAAACUAAAGUAAACCUCAGACAUACUACAUACUUAUAAAAAUUAAUAAUCCUCAAAAAAUUCUAAAAAAAUGUACUUUGUUAUACAAUCAGCAGGGGUUUGAUUACGGAAAAAUUACAGCCACAGUGUAACAAUGACAAUCAUCUCUUAAUGGCCAACACUAGCUACAUUUGGCUGCAAUGCAUUUUUGCAACAACAAUACCAUAACUGCAGCCAAUUACAAUAACUGCAAUUGUAAUAUGUAAAAGUGGUAAAUUAUUUUCAAGUUCAAAAGCACUUGUAAAAGUUUACUUGAAUACAAAUAAAUUCUAAUCUAUUCUAAAUAAUGAUUGAUGCAGGUUUUCAUGGACCCACAGGUCUAGCAUUAAAGUUUGACAGUUACAAUUACAAUAAGAUGAUUGCACUUCACUAAUGGCUUGAAUAUACAGUUGUGGCAAGAAUGGCAUAAAACACUGUUUUCACAGGCGAGUGGCAUUAUUUACUGCUGCCGUCGUCGCUUGUCGACGACGUGCGUCAACUACAGUUGCCAGCGCGUUCACGACAGAUAUGUCGACACUAAUUGGCGACAGCAGGAGCUCAUA
Maniola jurtina (meadow brown) is the source of this 2406-nucleotide messenger RNA. RefSeq names its product phosphatidylinositol-glycan biosynthesis class W protein-like. Gene Ontology annotation, biological process: protein localization to plasma membrane; GPI anchor biosynthetic process. The transcript is spliced from 2 exons. The record is from RefSeq and is a predicted model, not a curated record. Gene Ontology annotation, molecular function: glucosaminyl-phosphatidylinositol O-acyltransferase activity. NCBI's taxonomy places the organism in Eukaryota, Metazoa, Arthropoda, Insecta, Lepidoptera, Nymphalidae. Bases 106 to 1422 code for a protein of 438 amino acids. Gene Ontology annotation, cellular component: endoplasmic reticulum; membrane.